Messenger RNA from Aspergillus brunneoviolaceus CBS 621.78, 1543 nucleotides. RefSeq names its product FAD dependent oxidoreductase. Gene Ontology annotation, molecular function: flavin adenine dinucleotide binding; L-pipecolate oxidase activity; proline dehydrogenase activity. NCBI's taxonomy places the organism in Eukaryota, Fungi, Ascomycota, Eurotiomycetes, Eurotiales, Aspergillaceae. The transcript has a single exon. The record is from RefSeq and is a predicted model, not a curated record. Bases 89 to 1201 code for a protein of 370 amino acids.
AAAAAAAAAAAAAAAAAAAAAGUCUGACAUCAAUCAGAUAACGUCCGGUAAUUCUCCUCCCCGAUCUUGCACCACCAUCAUCACCACCAUGAACAACAAAGACAGUCGCAUUGUCAUCGUAGGGGCGGGCGUGUUUGGUCUGGCGGCCGCCCGUCAACUGGCGUUGGAGGGAUAUCGCCAGGUGCUGGUGCUGGAUCGCUCGCUGCCCCCCGUGGCCGAUGGCUCCAGCUCCGACAUCUCACGCAUGAUCCGCUUCGACUAUGCGGACGAUGACUAUCUGCGCAUCUCCCAUGAGGCCUAUCUGGAGUGGACCAAGCCCCGGUACCAGGGCAUCUUCUAUCCCGCCCCCUUCAUCCUGACGGGCAACACCAGUGCCCACGGCCAGGCCUGGAUUGCCAGCACCACCGCAGCCCUAACCCGCCGGCAGUUGCCCUUCACCCGGCUCGACGAUGUCCACGCCACCAAGCAGAUCCACCCCGUCCUCAGUGGCGCGUUGGCCGCUCCCCCGUUCAAUGGCUAUCUCAACACCCAGGCCGGCUGGGCCGAUGCCAACAAGGCCAUCACGCAGAUUCGGGACGACUGUAUCGAGCUGGGAGUCUCAUUUGUGUGCGGUCGCAGAGGCACGGUGGUCGGCUUGGAGACCGAUGCCGCCCACGAGAUCAAGGCCGUGCGGACGCUGGUCGGCAGUCCCAUCGAGGGCGACUGCUUCCUCCUCACGGCCGGGGCCUGGGCCUCGAGCCUGGUCCCCAUGUAUAAUUCCACCCUGACCACCGGACAGGUCGUCGCCUAUCUGCGCCUGACCCCGGAGGAACUGGCCAAGUACAAGGACCUCCCCAUGUAUGCCAACUUCUCCACGGGUUGGUUCAAUUUCCCCCCUCAUGAGGAGACGGGCAUCCUCAAAUUCGCCGUCCACGGAUGGGGCUACACCCGCACGCCGGGCCAGGAGGAAGUCCUUUCCAACCAGGCGAAUGUCUCGGCGCCCCCCCUGAUUCCGCCCCGCGAGCGCCGCAACUUCGUGCCCGCCGAUGGGGAGGUCCGGUUGCGCGACGGAUUGCGCGAGAUUCUCCCCGAGCUGGCCGAUCGACCCUUCGAGAAGCUGGCCCUGUGUUGGUACACCGAUACGCCCACCGGGGACUUCAUCAUGGACUACCACCCCGACUACAAGAAUCUGUUUAUUGGGGGAGCGGGCAGUGGACAGUAAGUUCAGGGCUAUUCAAGCACGAACAUCACCGGGGAAUUAGGUUUCGGCUGACCAUCUCCACUAGUGGAUUCAAGUUCCUCCCCGUCCUGGGCGAGUACCUGUCGCUGGCGUUGAGGAAGGGGCUGCCGAAGGAUCUGGCGCAGAAAUGGAGAUUUCGAACCGAUUACGCCACACGCGAUGAUGUCUUCUUGGGAGACGGCAGUCGAGGCGGACCUGUUCGUCGUGAAUUGAAUCCCCAGGAGAGGGCGAAACUGUAGGGGAUGUCUUGUCGUUUGUUGUAAGUUGAGCACGUAUGUCAAAUAUCUCGUGCGUCUGUGAACCGAAGCUUCUAAAGUGCGAACA